AUGUCCUUUCAAAGUCAAACUGGAGAGAAAGAGGUGGUGGCUGACUUGGAUGGUGUAGACGUCACGGACCCCGGCGAAUCCGAAAUCAUCUCUUCGUGGGCCCUUUUCAUUCAAGUCACAUUGUUGAUAUUGGCGCUAUUUUGUAGUUAUUAUUUGCAGUUGAAGAAGAUUCAGGCAGUGCACGAGACUGUUAUUUCUAUUUUUGCUGGAAUGUUUGUGGGGUUGAUUAUUAGGCUUACCUCAUCCGAGCAUUUGCAGAGCUUGGUUAAGUUUGAUUAUCAGAUUUUCUUUAAUGUGCUGCUACCACCGAUUAUUUUGAACUCGGGGUAUGAGCUUCAUCAGGCGAAUUUCUUUCGGAAUCUAGGUUCUAUAUUGACGUUUGCCUUUGCUGGAACCUUCAUUUCGGCGGUAGUCCUUGGGGUCAUAUUGUUCAUCUGGUCCUAUGGACCCUUUGAAGCGCUCGAGAUUUCGUUCGUUGAAGCGAUCGGUGUUGGCGCGACGCUUUCUGCUACCGAUCCCGUUACGAUCCUCGCCAUCUUCAACACCUACAAAGUGGACCCAAAGCUUUACACGGUAAUCUUCGGAGAGAGUAUUCUCAAUGAUGCCGUGGCUAUUGUCAUGUUCGAGACUGCGCAGCGAUUUCACGGGGAGAACAAGGGCCCUGCCAGUAUUGGGAGCUUGUUCAGGGGUAUUGGGAUUUUCUUCCUGGUGUUUACCGUUAGUUUGAUGAUUGGCGUUUUUAUCGGGAUCGGAACGGCAUUGCUGUUGAAGCAUACGUAUAUACGGAGAUUUCCGAAGAUUGAGAGCUGUCUUAUCCUUUUGGUGGCUUACGCCUCAUAUCUUUUCUCCAAUGGUUGUCACAUGUCCGGAAUUGUGUCUUUGCUGUUCUGCGGGAUCACACUCAAGCAUUACGCAUAUUAUAAUAUGUCUCGCCGCACGCAGCUAACUACAAAGUACCUCUUUCAAGUCCUGGCGCAGCUUUCUGAGAAUUUUAUCUUUAUCUACCUUGGACUGUCACUUUUCACAGAGACACAGCUUGUCUUCCGCCCCGCGUUUAUUAUAGUGACUGUUAUUGGAAUCUGCGUGGCUCGUUGGGCGGCUGUCUUCCCGCUUUCUAAACUCAUCAACUUUGUCAUCCGUUACCGUGCACAGGCGCGGGGGCGUACCGUAGCCGAUGAGCUCCCCCACAGCUACCAGGCUAUGUUAUUCUGGGCCGGUCUUCGCGGGGCUGUAGGUGUCGCCCUCGCCGCUGGCAUAACCGGAGAAAACGGAAACUCCCUUAGGGCAACCGUGCUAGUGGUAGUAGUCCUCACAGUCAUCGUCUUUGGCGGCACAACCGCAAGAAUGCUAGAAAUCCUCGGUAUCCGAACCGGCGUGGUCGAGGAAAUUGACAGCGACGACGAAUUCGACAUUGAGAACGUCGGCGCCUAUUACAAGAGUUCCCGGGGUGGAAUGGGCCCGGUGGGUCUCCCGCUAUCCACUGUUCCCAGGGAAGACAGGAGCGGUGGUGCCAUCUCCACGGGAGGAAUCUAUGGAAACUCACCAACUCCUCCAGAUAGGCCGAAUUCCGGCAUGAGCGGACGAAGAAACAGUCAGCGAAAUCGCCCAGAACAGGACAUACUCGGUGCGUCAGGUGGAAGUGGCGGCAACGACAGCGACUACAUUGAUGAUGACGACGAUGGCCUUCCACCCAUGAACCCUCGGCAGAAGAACAUCUCCAUGGCAAGAGGCAGCAGCCAUAACGGUGGAAAUGACGAGGGAAGUGGCAGCUCCCACCACACACAACACGAUAGUAAUAGCAGUGGUAAUGGAGGAGGGGGAACAGCAGCCUCCGGAGCACUAGGUCAAUUAGCCGGCAUGUUCGGCGGCUCGGACGACCAGGCCGAAUGGUUUAGGAAGAUUGACGAGGGCUAUAUCAAACCGAAGUUGCUGCUGGAUCCUGGCAAAGGGAAUGGAAACGGGGGUGGGUUUGGAGUUUAA
This is a messenger RNA of Tuber melanosporum (Perigord truffle), 1980 nucleotides long. RefSeq lists its product as uncharacterized. Gene Ontology annotation, cellular component: fungal-type vacuole membrane; late endosome; early endosome. The transcript has 5 exons. Lineage: Eukaryota; Fungi; Ascomycota; Pezizomycetes; Pezizales; Tuberaceae. Gene Ontology annotation, biological process: proton transmembrane transport; vacuolar acidification; sodium ion transport. The record is from RefSeq and is a predicted model, not a curated record. Gene Ontology annotation, molecular function: sodium:proton antiporter activity. The coding region runs from base 1 to 1980 and encodes 659 amino acids.